Molecule: messenger RNA, 1816 nt
Organism: Drosophila innubila
Lineage: Eukaryota; Metazoa; Arthropoda; Insecta; Diptera; Drosophilidae
Gene: Pgd
Product: 6-phosphogluconate dehydrogenase, decarboxylating
Exons: 3
Coding region: 211-1656 (481 amino acids)
Biological process (GO): pentose-phosphate shunt, oxidative branch; pentose-phosphate shunt
Cellular component (GO): cytosol
Molecular function (GO): phosphogluconate dehydrogenase (decarboxylating) activity; NADP binding
Source: RefSeq, a predicted model, not a curated record
GCUCUUUCGACAUUUUGCAUUUAUCGUUUGCUCCGUGGUUUUGUACAAAGCGGGCGGCAGUUUAAGUCGGCGAACGUGACGAGCCAGAAGACGUCAACAACGGGCUGAGCGUGUUUUUUUUUCUGUGAAAGCGAAACAAAUCGAGUUUUGUUGUGUGAAAUUAACAAACUCAUUACGUUCCCCAUACUUAAAUAAUCAAAUACAACAAAAAUGAGCGGAAAAGCUGAUAUCGCACUCAUUGGCCUGGCCGUAAUGGGCCAAAAUCUAAUUCUCAAUAUGGACGAGAAGGGCUUUGUGGUCUGUGCAUAUAAUCGCACUGUGUCGAAGGUCAACGAUUUUCUAAGCAACGAGGCCAAAGGCACAAAAGUGAUUGGUGCCGAUUCAUUGAAGGACAUGGUCGACAAGCUGAAAUCGCCACGCAAAGUAAUGAUGCUAGUCAAGGCUGGCAGUGCAGUCGAUGAUUUCAUAGAACAGCUGGUGCCGCUGUUAUCGCCGGGCGACGUCAUUAUCGAUGGUGGCAACUCAGAGUAUCAGGACACAAGUCGUCGCUGCGAUGAGCUGGAGAAGCUGGGUCUUCUCUUUGUUGGCUCCGGCGUGAGCGGCGGCGAGGAGGGAGCUCGCCAUGGACCAUCACUGAUGCCGGGCGGACAUGCGGCCGCUUGGCCAAUUAUCCAGCCCAUCUUUCAGGCCAUCUGUGCCAAGGCCGAUGGCGAGCCAUGCUGCGAGUGGGUGGGCGAUGGAGGCGCCGGUCACUUUGUCAAGAUGGUGCACAAUGGCAUCGAGUACGGAGACAUGCAGUUGAUCUGUGAGGCAUAUCAUAUAAUGCAGACUUUGGGUCUGACGCCGCCACAAAUGUCCGAUGUGUUUGGCCAGUGGAACGGUGCCGAGCUGGACUCGUUCCUCAUCGAGAUCACACGUGAUAUUCUCAAGUACAAGGAUAACAAGGGACAUCUGCUGGAGCGCAUACGCGACACGGCGGGACAAAAGGGCACCGGCAAAUGGACGGCAAUUGCGGCACUGCAAUAUGGCGUUCCCGUCACGCUCAUUGGCGAGGCCGUCUUCUCCCGCUGCCUGUCCGCCCUCAAGGAUGAACGCGUCCAUGCCAACAGUGUGCUGAAGGGACCCGGCUGCAAACCACGCAUCACCGACACCACCAAGUUCCUCAAUGACAUCAAACAUGCCCUGUACUGUGCCAAGAUUGUCAGCUAUGCCCAGGGAUUCAUGCUGAUGCGCGAGGCGGCCAAAGAGAACAAGUGGCGUUUAAAUUAUGGCGGCAUUGCAUUGAUGUGGCGCGGCGGUUGCAUCAUUCGCAGUGUGUUCCUGGGCAACAUCAAGGAUGCGUACACCCGUCAGCCGACGCUCUCCAAUCUCCUGCUGGAUGACUUUUUCAAGCGGGCCAUUGAACAGGGACAGGAGUCGUGGCGUCAUGUGGUGGCCAAUGCCUUCUGCUGGGGCAUCCCUGUGCCCGCUCUAUCGACGGCUCUCAGCUUCUACGAUGGCUAUCGGACGGCCAAGUUGCCGGCAAAUCUGUUGCAGGCACAGCGCGAUUACUUUGGCGCCCACACCUACGAACUGUUGGGGGAGGAGGGCAAAUUCCAGCACACCAACUGGACGGGUACCGGCGGCAAUGUCUCUGCCAGCACCUACCAGGCAUAGGAUUCAACUCACCACAACUCAACUCACAUUCCAUGUGAAUCCUUUCUUUUCUUUUUGUUUGUUUGGUUUUAUCGUGUACUUUUUAGAGUAAGCAGAAUAUAUACAUAAUUAAAAUGUAUACGAGUAUACAUAUAAAUUCAUUGUAAUCAUUAAUAUAUUA